CGCUUACGCUAGAUACCUACCUCAGACGCAUCUCAUUCGCUGGAUAGGGUAGGUAAUGGCGCCAUGAUCAGGCCACUGAAGAGGGGUUUGGAGUCCUAAUAGCCUCAGGCUUGCAGUGGGGACCAGCUUGCUAGGUACUGCAAUGUGGCGCGGCGCAUGUUUCAAUGCCUGCUUUCUGCUGUUCUCAGUUCUGUGAAGAGCUCCUGAAAUGAAGAAGACGUGUAGAUUUCUUAAUGAAGGGUGCCCCUGUUAAAGCUUCUUGAAGGUGCCCAUGUUAAAGCUCACGAUAGCCUUGACCCGUCCUGGCAGCGGUGUAUUUCUGCCAGCUUCUUCCUCUCUUCUCCAAGCAACUACUUCUGACUGCGAAGCUGCUCGUUUGAAAGCAACAGCAAAGUUUAGGUUAGGCAUCAUGGAGAAUCAUCUAGAGCGUCUCGAGGCCGGCCUGGCUGGCAAGCAGUCCGUUCCCGGCCCCCACUCAACACAUGAAGCAUCUAUUCCGGAGACUUCAGUUGUGGCUAACGGCGAGGAAGCUUUAGGGGUUCCCAAGUCUAGAUGGGGCUUUACAGGAGGCUUUGAGGGGAAAAGUAAAGGCAAUGGGGAUGCAGUGGACGGGGGAAAUAGGGGAGUCUGGCGGAAAAGGUCGGGCGGGGCAAGGAGCGAUACGGGAAGCGAGGAUGGCGUGAAGAGGAUCAAGAACGCACCGGCAAAGCAUGCGCCGACUCUCGGAACGCUGAAUGGGGUGCUCAUCCCCACCUGCGAGAACAUGUGGGGCGUCCUUAUUUUCCUGCGCUUCUACUACAUUGUCGGAAACGCGGGGAUCUGGCAGUCGUUAGUCAUUGUGGCCAUCUCGCUCCUCUGCGCUCUGCUGACAUCACUCUCCCUGAGUGCCAUCGUCACUAACGGGCCUGCGCGCGAGGGUGGCACCUACUUCCUGAUUAGUCGUGCGCUGGGGCCGCGCAUUGGGGGUGCCGUUGGAUUCAUGUACUUCCUGGGAGUGUCCCUUCUCGCUGUCCUGGAGGCACUGGGAGCGGUCGAAGUCCUGGAGUCGGCCUUUCCUGCCCUGGCCUUCCCUUCGUCGAACCGCAUCUUUGGGGCAAUCAUCGUGCUGGCUUUGGGUCUCCUGGUACUGGUCGGCCUCAAAUUCGUGUCCAAGCUGAGCGUCGUCUUCUUCGGCGUGGUUCUACUCACGAUGGCCUCCUUUUACAUGGGCCUGUUCCUCGCGCCCAAGGGCGGCCGUCCGCCAGAGCUCACCGGUCUGUCUUGGGAGACGUUCAAAGCGAAUUGGGGCCCGGGUUAUGAAAAGGGGGUCAAUUUCCCGGUCGCUCUUUCCGUGUUCUUCCCGUGCUACACCGGGAUCCUCAGUGGCGCGGACCGUGCCAGCAACUUGAAGAAGCCCCAGGUGUCCGUCCCCCGGGGGACGAUUGGAGCCAUCACUUUGAGCAGCUUCAUCUACGUCACCUACAUGUGCCUCUGGGGGGCUGUUGGCACCCGCGACUACCUGCUGGGAAAUCUCGAACCGCUCCAGACGCCCGGCGGACGCCGAUUGCUUUCCGGGAACGUGGAUUCUCAGGUGAUUCCGGACAUUGUGUGGCCGGUGGCUAAAGUGACGCAGAUUGGGAUCAUCAUUGCGAGUCUGGCGCAGGCGCUACAGUGCUUGAUCACGGCGCCUAAACUGCUGCAGGCCAUUGCGAAGGACGACAUCAUCUCGUUCCUGCGGCCCAUGAAGAAAGUGAGCGCCAAGAACGAGCCGAUCCGCGCACUCGUCUUCACGAUCAUCCUGUGCGUCUGCUUCUCCUUCAUUGGCUCCCUCGACCAG
This is a messenger RNA of Klebsormidium nitens, 1816 nucleotides long. NCBI's taxonomy places the organism in Eukaryota, Viridiplantae, Streptophyta, Klebsormidiophyceae, Klebsormidiales, Klebsormidiaceae. The record is from the annotation of a GenBank genome assembly.